Polistes dominula (European paper wasp) is the source of this 2999-nucleotide messenger RNA. RefSeq lists its product as uncharacterized. Gene Ontology annotation, molecular function: protein kinase inhibitor activity. Lineage: Eukaryota; Metazoa; Arthropoda; Insecta; Hymenoptera; Vespidae. The record is from RefSeq and is a predicted model, not a curated record. Gene Ontology annotation, biological process: intracellular signal transduction. Gene Ontology annotation, cellular component: cytoplasm.
GGUGGAUCCUAGAGUACAGAUUGAACUUGAAAGAUUGAACACAGCUACAGAUGAUAUCAAUAAACUCGAAGUUGAUUUGGAUCUAGAGUUUUUGAAUUAGAAAACAUAUAUUCUUCAAAGGUUCAAAUUAAUUGCUAGUUUUGAAACGAGUUCUGACUAGAUUUCAUUGAAGUGAUUGAUGUAUAGCAUACAGGCAAAAUGGAUAAUGGCUCGUGAAGAUGAUCACCUACGUAGUCAUUUAUCACAAUGACAGCUAAAGAAACUAUUCAUGACGAAGCAAGGGCCACGUUCAGGGAAUUAUUGUGCGAAUCUACCAUUCAAAUUGAUUCUCUGGCUAAAAAACUUGGAGCCUGUAUUGAAAAAUCUAGACCCUAUUAUGAUUCUAGAUUUAAAGCAAAAGAAGCUCUACAAGAGACACAAAAGGCUGCGAUUAGAUUUGAAAGAGCUAACAGUCAACAUGCAGCUGCUAAAGAGAUGGUAUAUUUAGCAGAAGAGGGAUUAAGAACGGAAGGGAGAUGUUUUGAUCAUGCGUGGCAGGAAAUGUUAAAUCAUGCAACAGCUAGAGUUAAUGAAUCAGAGCACGAACGAGCUCUAUCUGAGGCAGAGCAUAGGCAUACGACUGCAUUGUACCAUAAAGCGGAACAUGAAGUUCAAAGAUUACAAAGAGAAUUAAAACGUGCAAUUGCCAAGUCAAGUAUGGGUGCACGUCGCAGCUUGCUUCUGAUAAACAGUAUCGCCUACAGGCACAACUUGCUCAUGUUGCCUUAUUAUGAAAUGAAAGCACAUUUCAACCAAAUGUUAGAAGAACAAAAGAUGAAAGUUAGUGUAUUGGAGAGAUCAGUUGGCGAAGCUAAAAUGACAUAUGCAGAAGCUUUGAGAAACUUAGAACGUAUUAGUGAUGAGAUACAUAAGACAAGACAAUGCGACACUUCAGAUGAUUAUGGAAAGCAUAUACGAGAUGGUACAGAUCCUUCCUCCAUGCAGACAAAUACAGCAACUCCAACUGAUUCAAGUAUAACUGGUUCACCAGAUAGUACAGAUUAUACUAGUGAUGAAUAUUUGCGCCUCUCUGAUAGAAUGAGUCCAAGUACUCCUUGCCUUGUGCCUACCAAAAUUGAGAGGAACCCAUCCUCUGAAUAUUUGGGCCUAAAUAAUAUGAAUCUUUCAACUUCAGAACCUCGGAAAUAUAUAAAGAGAGACCGUCCGCGAAGCAUCGCCACAACUGACACGAAACAUAUCGUACAAUUAAAUCAUACAAGUUCUUCUACAUCUCGUUUAUCUGAUCUUUCUAACAUUAUAUCCCCUAUCGAAAAGAAGGUUAAGAUUCAAUCACCAGUGCGUGAUGAGAAAAAUAAUUCUGCAACGCAGAAUGGCGAAGAAUGGACAGAAAUAAGUUUGAAUAAUUCUCCUGAUGAAAUAUACUACAACAAUGACAUCUAUUCUGAUGAAGAAGAUCAAAUUCCUUAUAAACCUUUGCCAAUGGAUUUGAGUCCAGAAAAUGUCAAUCUUCCAAUUCUUCCAAUAAAUAUUCAAGCAUUGAAUAAUGAUCAAAAUAAUCGGAAACGGUUAGUUUCACAGAAAUCUUUACCUUCAAUGACACGAACAAAUGAAGUUAGUUUAAGCGAAGAAAAGAGAGCAGAGGUCACAAGAAGUCCAUCAGUAAGAAGUAAGGGUAAACUUGACACUAGUUUAGCCAAUUGGAUUACUCGAAGUUCUGCUGCUAGUGAAAUGAGUGAUGGUAGUUCUGCUAAUUCAAGUAGAAGACAGUCUCUGGAUAUGUUAUGGAGUGGAGGAACAGGAGAACGAGUCAAAGAAUUAUUAAAUCAUGGAAUGAUGAUGCUAAACAUAUCCGGUCUAACAGAACGUCGUUCUAGCGAACCAAAAACAAGUGAAAGAGAUAAAGAAAAAUCUGAAAAAUUAGAAUCGAAAGGGAAGAAGGUUCCAAGUCCUUUAGAAAAAACUAUGACCUAUCUCAACCCAGAUGAAGAAACUUCAGAUAGUGAAAGUUUAGCCAGUGUGGAGAUGUUAACAGAAGAUCAAAUAUCAUCUCUAAUGAUGGAACCUGAUAUGAAUCAAGUUUGCCAAGAGAUUCUAGGUACACCAUUGGUAGAAGUCUGUCCUUUAUUGCAACAGCUUCAGCAACAACAGUAAUGUUCUUUUUUUUUAUUAAUAUUGACCUCAUUUUAGUAAAUUAGGCAUAGCAAAAAGAAAGGAAAGUGUUCAAAAUUUAAAUGACGUGAUGAAAUAUCGAAGCAGCAUCCUUUGUUAGAAAUUCAUUUGUACACGUGAAUCCACUUGUUUAUGUUCUUUUUUUUAAUUUAUUACUAGGAACUAAUUAAAAUUAAGCGCAUAUAGAACUAUUAGAACAUUAUUUUGUAAAUACUAUUUCAUAUAUAAUACAUGUCUGUAAGGUAGAAUGUGAUAUUGCAUUGUCUUUUAAAAUAUUUAUAUAUGCACUUAUGAACUUGCUUUUUUCUUGCUAGUGCUAGUAAUUACUAUUUUUAAAUCUCAAUGUACUUUAGUACAUUAUUAUAAUUCUAAAAAGCCUAAGAGAUUUUAUGCAAGUACAUAUAUAUAAAUCAAUUAAAGUACAUUGAACGGUGAAUCAUUAAGAAUCAUUCCAUCAAUCUUGUAUUCAUUUAAAGUAUAAUAGGCCAUAGGGAAAAGGUUCGUUAAAGCAAGCAAUAUAUAGUAAAUAUUAAUAAUAAUUAAAUACCUAAUUAAUGAAAUAUAUUGCUCUUGCUAAUCGUACACAGUUCUGAUAUUCAAAAUGCUCUUCUAUUUUUAGUUACAUUAGUAAUAAAUGCUGUACGAUCGCAAAUUUAGAGCUAUUAGCAAAUAUAUUAAACUUUAAUAAUCAAAGUAGGAAACUUUGCAAUUAUAAUUUAACUUAAAAUUAAUUACAUCAAGAUUAUAAAAUUUUGAUGCCUCCUUUUCUAUAGCACAGAGACGAAGAAGAAAAUUAUCAUAGAUAUUAAAUUAUAAUUUAAUCAAUGAAA